GUUUUUCUUUUUCCAUCGCGCAGACCCAAACCUCGUCCGCAUCACACCUCGCAAAAAUGGUCUACGAAGCUACUGCCACCGCGCCGGUCAACAUUGCCGUGAUCAAGUACUGGGGCAAGCGCGACACCAAGCUCAUCCUCCCGACCAACUCGUCGCUGUCGGUCACGCUCGACCAGGACCACCUGCGCAGCACGACGACGUCGCGUGCCGACGCCUCGUUCGAGGCCGGUGACCGCCUCUGGCUCAACGGCAAGGAGGAGAGCAUCAAGGAGGGCGGACGGUUGUGGACCUGCAUCAAGGAGCUGCGCGGCUGGCGGGCGGCCGAGGAGGCCAAGGACGCGGCCAAGCCCAAGAUCUCCACCUUCCCCCUCCGCAUCGCCUCGUACAACAACUUCCCCACGGCUGCUGGCCUCGCGUCGUCGGCGUCGGGCCUCGCUGCCCUCGUCGCGUCCCUUGCUCAGCUGUACGAGCUCCCCCAGAACGCCUCGGACCUGUCGCGCAUUGCGCGUCAGGGCUCCGGCUCGGCCUGCCGCUCCCUCUUCGGCGGCUACGUCGCUUGGCAGGAGGGCGUGCAGGCCGACGGCUCCGACUCGCUCGCUGUCGAGGUCGCUCCCCGUGAGCACUGGCCCGACCUCCACGCCGUCAUCUGUGUCGUCUCGGACGCCAAGAAGGGCACGUCGUCGACCGCCGGCAUGCAGCAGACUGUCCAGACCUCGCCCCUCCUCCAGGCCCGUCUCAAGGUCGUGCCCCAGCGCAUGGCCGACAUCUCCAAGGCGAUCCUCGACAAGGACUUUGACGAGUUUGCCAAGAUCACCAUUGCCGACUCGAACCAGUUCCACGCCGUCUGCCUCGACACCCAACCCCCCAUCUUCUACCUCAACGACGUGUCCCGCGGCGUCAUCGCCCUCGUUGAGGAGCUGAACCGUGCUCACGUCGAGGCCACCGGCCACCUCCUUGCCGCGUACACCUUCGACGCUGGACCCAACGCCGUCAUCUACGCGCCCGAGGCCAACAUCCCCACUGUCGUCGCCGCCGUGAACAAGUACUUCCCUCAGGCUGAGGCCUUCCCCGACCCCUUCAAGGUCGGCACUGCCGCCGCCCUUCCUGCCGGCUUCAACGAGGCCGUCGUCCCUGCCGGCGGAUGGCCCAAGGGCGCCGUCAAGCAGCUCAUCCACACCAAGGUGGGCGACGGCCCCCGCCGCCUCGGCCCCGAGGAGUCGCUCCUCGGCCCCGACGGCAUCCCCAAGACCCUUGCAUAGAUAUAUACCGUGCAUAAUGCAUUAUUCGACUAG
Vanrija pseudolonga is the source of this 1292-nucleotide messenger RNA. It is a transcript of the gene mvd, whose product is annotated as Diphosphomevalonate decarboxylase. NCBI's taxonomy places the organism in Eukaryota, Fungi, Basidiomycota, Tremellomycetes, Trichosporonales, Trichosporonaceae. The record is from RefSeq and is a predicted model, not a curated record. Gene Ontology annotation, biological process: isopentenyl diphosphate biosynthetic process, mevalonate pathway; isoprenoid biosynthetic process. Gene Ontology annotation, cellular component: cytosol. The transcript is spliced from 3 exons. Gene Ontology annotation, molecular function: diphosphomevalonate decarboxylase activity; ATP binding. The coding region runs from base 57 to 1259 and encodes 400 amino acids.